AUGUCAUUAAUCGUAGCUGGCAUCGAAAUGGGUGGUACAGGAUGUAAAGUAGCUAUCAGUGGUGAAAAUGGACAAUAUGAUAGUCAAUAUUCAUUACAAAUUCUGACAACAACUUCUGAAAAUACUUUAAAUGCAAUGUAUAAUUGGUUAGGAUCGAAAAAAUUAGAGCGACCAUUUGUUGCACUUGGUAUUGCCUGUUUCAGAUCUAUUGAUCUAGAUAAAACAAAUCUCAAUGAACCAAUUGCUUUUGAAACUGAUGUUAAUGCACCAACAGUGAUAGAAGUUGCACUUCAAGGUGAUGCAUCACUAGCAUAUAUUACUAUUGGAACAGAUGUAAGUAUUAAUCUCAUUAUUGAAACUCAUUCCGUUCAUGGCCUAAUGCAUCCAAAAGAUGCGCAUAUUCAAUGUCAAGGCUUAUCUAUUGAAUAG
This is a messenger RNA of Rotaria sordida, 429 nucleotides long. Lineage: Eukaryota; Metazoa; Rotifera; Eurotatoria; Philodinida; Philodinidae. The record is from the annotation of a GenBank genome assembly.